AUAGCUACCACCAAUAGAUCUGCUCAUCAUCAUCACCAUCUUGAGGUGCUUGCUCGAACAGACACAAACGCCAGACCGCUCACUGACCGUGGCUCAUACCUACCUUACUUUGGUACCAAGGCGCCACGGUGCCAAGAUAUCAACUCUCCACCUAACGCAGUUGCCUAAGCUGAAGGCUGAAGCUCCCCCAAGUCUGUGCUGCAUGUCACUUUCUUACUCCGCCUCGUGACAGCCCGCCCUUCUGGCCCAUCAAUCCCCGACGACGAUCACCUUUUUUGCCUGUCCGCUCCUCGCUACACCUUGGCCCGCUCCUCUUCUUUCUAUCUCCGUGUUUCUCUUUUUUUGCUUUCUUCCCUCUUCUCUUAAACAUCCCUCCUCGCCCAGACUUUUCGGAGGUUUAUUACUUGUGUUGCUUCUUCCUUUUGCCGCCGUAUUCCAAUUUUCGAACUCCUUCCUUUUUCCUACGGUACCCCAAAUCCACAACGCGGUUGCAUGCGCUUGUCUCGCCUUCGCUCCUAAUCCGUCAGCCAAAAACCCGUUGUUCGACCUAAAGCGAUCGACCCUCCUCCCACCCCAAAAGAACGUCAUCCACAUACCGACGGCCGCUUUAUCGCCCCCCCUUCCGACCAAACAUCACCCCGUCAUUCGCACGAGACCGCCCUUUUUCUCUCUGUCCCUCCCUCUGCUAGUCCCAUUUCAACACACCCCGACCCGGCCAGGCCAAUGGCCCCUCCGCCACCCUACCUGAUAGCGACUGCCGCCCAAGAUGUUCCUACUUCACUCGCCGCCUUCGUAGCAGCUACAGCAACAGCAGCAGUCGACGCAGCAGCAAGCACCAUGACCCCUAUUGCGACCCCGACAGAAGCCCUCGACGGCGCCGUCGCGACCUUCACGAGCGCUGUCGCCGCGGCCACGGCUACCCACGCUGCAACACAGGGCGAAGAAGGCGGCAACGGCGAGUGCAGCCUGCUCGGCUCCUUUGCCCUCAUUGUCCAGGCGGCCCUGGGCGGCCUUGCCUUGCUGUCGUUGGUUUUCAAGCGCUGGAGAGAGCGGCCACAACGUCCAGUCAAGAUCUGGUUCUUCGACGUUUCGAAGCAGGUGUUUGGCUCGGUUCUCGUCCACAUCGCCAACAUCUUCAUGUCAAUGUUGACGUCAGGGCGCUUUUCUGUGACACUGGACCCCGCAACCACGGCCAACGCGCAGAGAUUGAUGAGACGCGGCGAGGAUUACACACCAAACCCGUGCUCCUUUUACCUGCUCAAUCUCGCUAUUGAUACCACCAUCGGUAUCCCCAUCCUCAUCGUACUUCUCCGCGUUCUGACAGGCCUCGUCGCGUACACACCCUUGGGCAAACCCGAGGAGUCGAUUCGGUCCGGCAACUAUGGCACACCUCCCAACGCCUGGUGGUGGUUGAAGCAGUCCUUCAUCUACUUCUGCGGCCUGUUUGGCAUGAAAUUCUGCGUCCUCAUCAUCUUCCUCCUCCUACCCUGGAUCUCGCGCGUCGGCGACUGGGCCUUGCGGUGGACCGAGGGUAAUGAGCAGCUGCAAAUCUUCUUCGUCAUGAUGUUCUUCCCACUCGUUAUGAACGCCAUGCAGUACUACAUCAUCGACUCUUUCAUCAAGCAGCCCCAGCACGAACACGAGCGACUACCGGAGGAGGACCCCGACUGGAGCUCGAGACAUGCGGGUGUCAGCCCGUACGACGACGCCGACUCGGCAAGCGAGGAGGGUGCGAAUUCAGACGACGGAGCCAGCUUGAAGUUGAAGAAGGCGAAACAUGCGGAUGACGCCGAAUACGACCCGGACACGGACGGCGACGCGCCGACGGUCAUUGGUAGCAGCUCAAGCCGGACAAAUCACCAGAGAAGGGAUAAGGAUAUUUCGGCGGAGCUGUUCCCAAAGGAGUGAUGUGAGCUUUUGUUUUUGUUUGGUUUAAGCUAGGAGUUGGAGCUAGAAACAUGUAUAAUCGGACCAGGUCUAGAUGGCCUCCAAAGGGCUGUAACAAUACGGGUGUUUGGUUCAAGCGCA
This is a messenger RNA of Colletotrichum scovillei, 2028 nucleotides long. RefSeq lists its product as uncharacterized. Lineage: Eukaryota; Fungi; Ascomycota; Sordariomycetes; Glomerellales; Glomerellaceae. The record is from RefSeq and is a predicted model, not a curated record. The transcript has 2 exons. Gene Ontology annotation, cellular component: membrane. Bases 724 to 1908 code for a protein of 394 amino acids.